Messenger RNA from Microtus ochrogaster (prairie vole), 5353 nucleotides. It is a transcript of the gene Alkbh8, whose product is annotated as alkB homolog 8, tRNA methyltransferase. Gene Ontology annotation, biological process: tRNA methylation; tRNA wobble uridine modification. The record is from RefSeq and is a predicted model, not a curated record. Gene Ontology annotation, cellular component: nucleus; cytoplasm. NCBI's taxonomy places the organism in Eukaryota, Metazoa, Chordata, Mammalia, Rodentia, Cricetidae. Gene Ontology annotation, molecular function: S-adenosylmethionine-dependent methyltransferase activity; 2-oxoglutarate-dependent dioxygenase activity; tRNA (5-carboxymethyluridine(34)-5-O)-methyltransferase activity.
CGCCCAGGUGAGGUGGUGUGAGAGCGGUUGCGUAGCUCUAUACGCUCCUUUGGGGCUGGCUGACGAUAGAGAAAAAGCAUCGGUGAGGUAAAAACCUCUGGUGAGGAGAGAAAGAAGAGUAUGGUACUAGUUUUUAGCGGUGAUGGAGGGUAGUUCCUUGUCCGUUGUCUUGGCCAGCGUGGGCCCACCCAGGUUGGGUAGGGUGCAGUCUAUGGGCCCAGGCACGCCUCGGUGUUGGCAGCUCUGGUAGGGUCUAGUGUUCGUGCGUUUGACGUGGGAUGAAUGCCCAGGGAUGCCUGUGUGAGCUGCUUUUGUGGUUGGAGACCGGCACUUGAUUCUAGCUCUUUUCCAGUCAGCAUCAAUUCUGUGAAGCACAGUAUUACUAUGAACAUCAAUCAUAAAGGUGGCUUAAAACUUAACAAAAUUGAGAAGAAGUUCUUGAGGAAACAGAGUAGAGCCAGGCAUGUGCUGCUGCAACACGAAGGCAUCCAGGCAGUGUCUCACCCCACUCAGAGCCUGGUUGUUGCCAAUGGUGGUCUUGGUAAUGGUGUGAGCAGGAAGCAGCUGCUUUUGGCUUUAGAGAAUUCUGGACCCAUGGAAGCUCUCUUAAUGCCACCUAAUAAACCUUAUGCAUUUGUAAUAUACAAAACUAUCGAAGAAUCCAAGAAAGCAUAUGCUAACCUCAAUGGAAAAGAAAUCAUUGAUGAUUUGGGACAGAAGAUCAUUCUGUACUUGAAUUAUGUCGAAAAAGCACAAUGGAAAAAGUUGGGGCUUCAAGCCUUGCCUCCCGGCCUCUUGGUGGUAGAAGAAAUUAUUUCUUCUGAGGAUGAGAAAAUGCUUUUGGAAAGUGUUAAUUGGACAGGAGACACAGGCAAUCAGAAUUUUCAAAAGUCCUUAAAACACAGAAGAGUUAAACAUUUUGGUUAUGAAUUCAACUAUGAGAACAACAGUGUGGAUAAAGAUAAGCCCUUACCUGGCGGUCUUCCUGAUAUUUGCAACAGCAUUUUGGAAAAAUGGUUGAAAGAAGGUUACAUUAAACAUAAACCUGAUCAGUUGACCAUAAAUCAGUAUGAGCCUGGGCAUGGAAUUCCUGCCCAUAUUGACACACAUUCUGCAUUUGAGGAUGAGAUUAUUUCUCUCAGUUUGGGGUCAGAGAUUGUUAUGGAUUUUAAGCACCCAGAGGGUGUCACUGUACAAGUUAUGUUACCUCGUCGGAGUUUGCUGGUGAUGACAGGAGAAUCUAGAUACCUUUGGACUCAUGGAAUUACACCCAGAAAAUUUGAUACUGUCCAAGCAUCUGAGCAGUUCAAAGGUGGAAUAAUCACCAGUGACAUUGGAGACUUGACUUUAAGCAAGCGGGGAAUUCGAACAUCAUUUACGUUUAGGAAAGUGAGACGUGUGCCCUGUAAUUGUAGUUACUCCUCAGUCUGUGACAGACAGAGGAAGGCCACACUUCCUUCCCUUCCAGAGAGCAGUAAAGAAGCAUGCCAGCUGGAACAAGAGCAUGUUCAUCGUGUCUAUGAUUUGAUUGCAAGACACUUCAGCAGCACAAGACACAGCCCAUGGCCACGCAUCGUGGAGUUUCUGAAAGCUUUGCCAAGUGGUUCUGUAGUGGCAGAUGUUGGAUGUGGAAACGGAAAGUACCUUGGCAUUAACAAGGAGUUAUAUAUGAUUGGGUGUGAUCAUAGCCAGAACCUUUUGGACAUUUGUAGAGAGAGGGAGUUUCAGGCUUUAGUCUGUGAUGCACUGUCUAUUCCAUUCCGAAGUGGGUCUUUUGAUGCUUGCAUCUCCAUUGCUGUCAUUCAUCAUUUUUCAACUGCGGAGCGUAGAGUGGCAGCUCUCCAAGAACUUGUCCGUCUCCUGAGACCUGGUGGGCAGGCCCUCAUAUAUGUCUGGGCAAUGGAACAAGAAUAUAAAAAUCACAGAUCCAAGUACCUUAGAGGAAGCAAAACUUGCCUGCAAGAUAAAGAGGAGAUAAACAAUGUCAUAGCCGCUGAGGGAUUGCUAGUAAAUCAAAUGUCUGGUGAAAAUAGUGAAGACCUAGAAUCUUCUGUUUCCUCCACUGAUAAUAUCAAGGAGGAAGGAUGUAAGCCAAGGAAAGUUCCUAAUUCUGAGCUUCCUGUUCAUACAAACCGGACUUCUUUUCAUUCCCAAGAUGUGCUGGUUCCAUGGCACCUCAAGAGAAAUCCUGGUAAAGACAAAGCCGUUGAGCCCUUUGGCUUAGCAGGAUGCCCUGACCCAUGUCCUGUGUUUCAUCGUUAUUACCAUGUUUUCUGUAAUGGAGAAUUGGAGGCUUCCUGCCAGGCUCUGGGUGAUGUUAACAUUCUGCAGAGCUACUAUGAUGAGGGGAAUUGGUGUGUUGUUCUUCAAAAGGUCUGAUCUGAACAUAUCAGCUGUAAAGAAAAAGAAAUACCUAUCUGUUUCUUCGAAGGAGGAUAAAUUAUCCCUUUAAAUAAUGAGGAAGCUUUGGGAGACAUUACCAAAGGAAAACUGAGAGCAGAGAUUAUAGAGGUAACAUUCUAUCUGCAAUUUUUGGCUGACUUCAUAAACAUAGGUUCCUCUUACAUGCCUUAUAAAUAUGAUGUUGAAAAGUGAUUGGCAUUAACUUGUGAAAGGUCUGUGAUCUUUGUGUAAGUGUACAGCAUUUUGAGCUAAGCUUUUCUUAUAAAGUGUUUAUAAAGAUCCUAAACUAUGUAAGAUCAAAAUGAAGCAAUUAUGUAACCUUUUAAAUGACUUGGAAGAUUCCUGGACAACAGGACACUAUCUGAAGUGUUAUCUACAACUAAUUGUUCCGAAGAAAAUCAUAGCAACUUUCUCCCCCCCCCCAUCUUUCCAGCACACUGGAUGCCCAGUAAAACUUUAGCCACGUAUUUCUCAGGAUUAAUAGAAACUUCAUUCAACAGAUAUCCAUUAAACUCCUACCAUUUACUAUUAAGUACUAGGAAUGAAGCUGUAAGCAAGUAAAGGAGGUUGGGUUGUAGCUCAGUGAAAGAACAGGUGUUUCUAAUUGAAGCCCUGGAUUUAAUGGCCAUCACCACAAACAAACAUAGCAGCAGAAAACAAGAGCAAAGUCCUUCCUAGGAAGCUUACUUUCUGGGAGGUGAGGCUGACAAAAGCAAACAAAUAAGUUAAUAUUAUGUUCCUGGUAAUCAUAAACGACAGAUAAAAAAGUAAAUUGGAGGCUGAAAGGGGUAUUAACCUAUGAGAAAAAGGUUACUUUCUAAUGGCUGAAAUAACUCCCAGUCCUGACUGAUGAAUUGUCAGGAACUACUACUGUUCCUCAUCUGUUGGUUUAAGUUCUAAAGACAACUCAAAUAGUUCUCUUUAACAGUUAAAUUGCAAACGUUAAAAUGUUAUUAGCCACACCAAACUUUGCUCUUUCAGUCACAAUUGACUGUUUUUUCUUAUUCUUCAUUUGUUCCAAUCUAGGAAGAAUGGAGGUAUUUUUAUCUAGUCCGUGAAACCAAAAGUCUGUUCUUGGAAAGUACUACUAAAAUUGAUCAAUAUCUAGCCAGACUGAAUUGACUAAGAAGAAACUUUUAUAAUUUUUUAAUUGACUCAAUCAAAAAAACAUAGUUAAAAGCAACAUGUACAUGCUUUAAGACCAUAACUUGAUUUAAUAAACAUUAUAAUUAACAAAUUAAAAAUUACAGUAAGACACUCUCAAAUGAGACUUCUAUUUGAAUGUACAAUUUUCUCUUUUCUAUUUAUGAGAGAGAAUCUCAUGUGUCCACUUUGGUCUCAAUCUAAGUACCCAGUUCUCUGCUUUCACCUCUCCAGACCUGGUAUAACAACAGACCUGGUAACACAACAGCCUAAGAAUAAUGUUUAUAUUGAAAAAAUUAAAAUAUUAUUUAUAUAUUAAAACAGUGGUUCUCAACCUGUGGGACAGGACCCCUGGUAGCCAGACCACACUUUCACAGGAGUUGCAUAAAACCAUUAGAAAUAUAUAUUUAUAUUAGUAUUCAUAACAGUAUCAAGAUUAUAGUUAUGAAGUAGUAAUAAAAAUAAAUUUAUAGUUUAUUUUUAUAUAUAUUCCUACAACAGGAAGGGCAGUAUUAAAUAGUCAGAGCAGUGGAAAAGAUAAGAACCACUCUAUUAAAAGAACAUAUGCCCCAGUAAGAUGCUUAGUUGAUAAAGAGCAAGUUCCAGGACAGCAAGGGCUACACAGAGAAACCCUGUCUCGAAGAAGAAAAAAUAGAAAAGAAAAAGCAAAGUUAGCUUGUCCUAAAUCAAAAUUUGAAUAUGUUGUUUGUGAACCUAAGUUUCUAAGUAAACAAGUUAGCCAUGUUUGAUUGGCCAUAAGAAGAAAAAUUUUAAAGUAUAUAUCGGCUCUUUAGGCUAAUUUGAAUAUUUCUUUAUUUUUGGAUAUUUUAGAAUCUUAAAGGCAGGCAUAGUGUCAUACCUAUAGUAUUAGCUGCUCAGACGCCUGAGCACCAGAGGUCAAAACUGGUUAGGGUUACAUAGUGAGACCCCAUCUAAAAGUAAAACAGAAAAAUAAGAGACAUUUCUUCUUUGUGUCAUUUCCAUCAUUUCUUCUCCUUUGAAAUGGCAUCCUUGGGUCUCAGUCAUGAGUAUCGUUAAGAAAUAAGUUCAUUGUCCCUGGAGGACCUAAUUUCGACUUACUGCAUGUUUUCUCUCCAUAGAAUUAAGAAGUGUUUGUAGGUUUUUGUUACUUCCCAUUUCCAACAGCUUCAGGCUGUCUACCCCCACUAUUGGGAUUGCCGUUUCCUUGAGACUAGAGAACUGCCACUGUGAACAUCUUGGUGGCCUUCUCCUAAAGUCUUUAGUAGAUAAUUUUUAAUUAUCUACUAACAAUUAUCUAAUAAACAUUGUUAUAAGCUAAGAGAAAUAUAAACUCUAGCUUACAAUUAGAAUUUUUCAAUUAUCACUAUAAUUCUAAAAAAUUAUCUUUAGUUAAUAAAGGAAAUGAUCUCAAGUUUUAUUAGAAUAUUAAGAUACUGUGAUGUAUUUUGUCUCAUAUGUCAGUCUUUUAUUGUAUACCAGCUUUUGAAUGAAAGUGUCUGGUGGAUGAGAGGAGCAGUGAUUUGAUUAGAAAUAUUGGCUGUCUGCCUAUCAUUUUAAAAUUUUAUGAUUUUGGAUAUAAGCAGUUCAAAUUAGAACCCUGUGAAUUUAAAAGGCUAAGAAAUAAUAACGGGACUAUGUCAAUUUGAUUCAUGUUUUCCAUACUUGAAGAAUUUUAACUGAAAAUUUGAAAAUAUAAAUUCUUAUAAUCUUACGGGGGCUGUGAACAUGCAUUGCUUUUUUAGCUUCUGACUUCCUACACACCAUUGUGGCUAUGUCUGACUUGAAAUAAAUUUUUCUUCUGUGCUGUGUCAGCCUCAUGACCUGA